GCGUUGUGACGGGGCUGGGGACACCCAGUGGGGCUGGGGACACCCGGAGUUAUGGUGGGGCGGGGGACACCCGUUGUGGUGGCAGGGAUGGGGCUGCCCGGUGGGGCUGGGGACGCCUGGAGCUGUGAUGGGGCUGGGGAUGCCCCGCGGAGCUGGGGUCCCCGGAGACGCGCUUGGGCCUGUAACUGGAAGCGGCAGCCCCCAGGGCUCUGUCCGCACCCCGCAGCUGGCCGGGGAUGCGCGGGCCGGAACGCUCCCUGCGCCCCACCGAGCGCGCCCGGGCCCCGCAGGCAGCAAGAGGCCAGGCCGGGGGAGACGCUGUGCGGGCUGGGGGCCGGGCCUGCUCCGCGGCGGAGCCUGCCCCUUGCAGGGAGCCCCUGGCACGUCCCGGGCGGGGCCGGGCCGAGGGCGGGGCCGGCCGGCGGGCGGGCGCCCGGCGCAGGAAGGACCGUUAGGCGCCAGAUGUUUGGCAGCCGAGCGCAGAGGAAGUGGCUGCCGGGACGCAGGGCCGGGGAGCGGCCCGAGGCCCCAGCGCUGCCGCCAUGCCCCCGCCCGCGCCCCCCGCCGCGCCGCCGCCCGGGCCGCCCGCCCGCGGGCCGCUGAGCCUGCACCGGCCCUUCCUGCGCAGCCCGCUGGCCCCGCUGCGCCUGGGGCAGCUGCUCCUGGGCGCCGCCUGCUGGGGGACGGUGGCGGCCCACAAGUACGAGGGGGCGGCGCACUUCGCGCUCUUCGCCGCCGUGCUGGCCUGGCUGCUGGCGCUGGCGGUCGCCGGGCUCAGCCUGCUGGGGCGCUGGGCUCUGGUGCCGCUGCUGGGCGCCCGCUGGCUGCUGGCCAACGCGGCGCAGGACCUGCUGCUGGGCGCCGGGCUGUACGCGGCGGCCGCGGGCGUCAUGGGCCACAAGGCGGAGCGCCACAGCUACUGCAACCUGCGCGGCUACAGCCAGCCCUGCCCGUACCGCGCCUACCUGGCCGCCGCCGCCUGCGCCGCCCUGGCCGCCGCCCUGCACCUGCUCUCGGGCCUCUACUGCCUGGCGCGCCGCUGCCGGGGCCACCGCGACAUCGUCUGAGCGCCGCCCGGGGCCCGGCGGACGGAGCCCCCCACGCGGACGGACGGACGGACCGACAGAGCCCCCUGCCCCCCGCCGGGGACUGAGCGCCCCCGGACAGACGGACGGACGGACAGAGCCCC
Molecule: messenger RNA, 1189 nt
Organism: Mauremys mutica (yellowpond turtle)
Lineage: Eukaryota; Metazoa; Chordata; Testudines; Geoemydidae
Gene: MARVELD1
Product: MARVEL domain containing 1
Exons: 2
Coding region: 543-1067 (174 amino acids)
Cellular component (GO): membrane
Source: RefSeq, a predicted model, not a curated record